AUAUAAUUUAGAAACUCGUACGCGUUGUGGACAGAGUCCGUUUUGACGGCGAUUAUUGGAUCUGUUAUGAAAUUUUAAAUAAUUAGGGCAGAAUUAUCAAAAACCACCUACCGCGGAGAUUGCAGAAUGUUAAACUGCACAAGAGUGGAUCAAGUAACUAUUAACUGCAAUGGAACAGUUUAUAUUUCUGAUGAGGAGGAGAUAAGUACCACUGAAUUCUGGACAUACCUUGGAGUCUAUGUUGGCCUAGUAGUCUUUGCUGGGUUGAUGUCUGGUCUGACAAUGGGACUCCUCUCACUAGACAUAAUGAGUUUGAAAGUGCUGUCCAUGAGUGGUAAACCAAAAGAGAAAGUUUAUGCAAAGAAAAUCAUUCCUAUAGUUGAGAAGCAUCACCUACUGCUGGUAACAUUACUGCUUGCAAAUGCCGCAGCAGUAGAAAGUAUGCCGAUAUUCUUGGACAAGAUCACAAAUCCUAUAAUCGCAAUUGUGAUCUCUGUAUCAGCUGUUCUCAUAUUUGGCGAAGUUGUUCCACAAGCAAUCUGCACUCGGUAUGGACUAGCUAUUGGUGCUACCUUAGCUCCAUUGGUAUGGCUGCUAAUGUUAUUAAUGAUACUGAUAUCGUUUCCAAUUGCAAAGUUACUUGAUCUCAUCCUUGGGAAAGAAACUGGAACUUUCUUUAGGCGUGCAGAGCUUGGCGCUUUAGUUGAUUUGCAUGGUGAAACAUCUGCAGAUAAUGAAAACCCACUAUCUCAAGAUGAAGUACUCAUUAUAAAGGGCGCCCUCACCAUGAGAGACAAAUGUGCUAAAGACGCAUUCACUCCGCUAAACAGUGUUUACAUGUUGGCCACAACUGAUGUCUUAGACAGGCAAAAAAUUGAUGAAGUACUUCCUCAAUCAUCAGGUGCUAGGCUCAGAAUCCCCGUGUAUGAGGAAGUAAAGGGUACCAAAAACAUUAUUGGAAUUAUUCUAACAAAGAAUUUACUUAGAAUUGAUUUACAAGAACGUUCAAUGGUCAGAGAAGUCUUCCUUAAACUUGGACGUUCUAUUGAGAUGAUUUCAGCUAGCAUGCCUUUGUAUGAUGUAUUAAAUGCCAUGCAGGAUGGCCGAAGCCACAUGAAUUUAGUGACCAAUAAAAUGUCAGCACAUUUAUCCACUGAUGGAAGUCAUCAAAAUGGCUCAAAGGAUCACCGAGAUCUUGAAGUGAAUGCCAUAGGUAUUAUAACUCUUGAAGAUAUCUUGGAAGAAUUACUACAAGAAGAAAUUGUUGACGAGACUGACAUUUACGUUGAUGUUCAUAAACGAGUUAAAGUAGCAAGGGCUAAACUAUCAAGAGCAAACUCUGUACAGAUCCCUAACGAAGCGCUUUUGCAAUCCUCAAAACUGAUCUCAAGAAGGCAACGCUCAUCAUCAUUAGGACAUUCAUCUAAAUACCACGAUGCAGCAUCACCCAGCCUUGUAUCUAAUUUAAUUUCAAAUAAGGACAAAGUUAUUCAAGAAGAGAAGGAAGUUCCAGAUAGCCCACCUCACACACAUUACAGCAUUAAUGAAGACCCCAGCGAUUUAGACACAUCACCUUUGAUACCAGAUUUAAACUGAACAAAUAUUCAUCAUGGAGUGUAGGUAACAAGAGCGACCGCUCACUGGUCCGCGUAUUAAACUGAGGUUACCUUGGUUCAUUUUUAUUUUUGGGCGUAAUGGCUGUCUUACAAUAGACGACGAAUUUGUUCAUGUGAAUUGCGAUUUUUUGCGCUUAUACACAUGCUCAGUUUAAUUUUCAACUACGAAAUUCCUUACCACAUAUGCUUUUAAAAAAAUUAAUUGUCGAUUCAUGUGAAUGAAUUUGCCUCAGAAAACAACUUUAAUAGGAACCAAUCGCAAAAAGAACUCACUGACAGUCACACCUCGAACUGAAAUUUGUGAUUAAAAUACACGUAUAUCAUUAUUUUUCUGAAGGACGUCUUUGUAGUUAAUGUUUUGAGUGUCAUUGCUGCAUACUGUAGUCCUUGUGAAGAAUUGUUGUGCUGUGUGAUCAAGGGUGGAUCGAGAAUGUUUCUAACGGGGGUUAUUUGUACAAAAUUAAAAUGUCUUAGAAUUGACAAGAUAUAAUGUCUUAAAAUUGGGGGGGGGGGAGAGAGAAUGACAGGUAGGUAAAAAUAGCCCCCAAUAAUGAAAUUUAAUAAUAAAACUUUUUUUUUUUUAUAUUUCAUCUAUUGAAAUGAUGCAAAAAUCAAUAAUUAAAUGUAAGUCGAGUAGUCCAGGUGUUUUUUAGAAUGAUUUAUGUCUUUUAUUUAGCAAUAAUUAUUUAUUUUAGGGAAUAGAUGCAGAGCAUCUUCAUUAUUAGUUUGUUUAUUUGGUAAUAAAAUUAAAAAAUACAGAUAUACCUUUUUUAUGGGAACCUUUAUUUGUUGUAAGAGAAAUUAUACUGGUCAUUUUCUAAUUCAACUAAAUACUGUAUAUUUAUGUUAUAAUACAGCAAGUUAAAAUAUAAAAAAAAUGGUUGUCAAAUGAGUUUUGACAAUUUUAUUUUUAUUGACAUAGGAAUUAUAACUAAUUUAUAGCAACAGUUUGCAUUGCAAAUAAGAUUCACUUAUAAAUAGGAAAUCACAGAAAUGUAAUUUAUAUAACAUCAAUACUCUGUAUGUUCCCAAUAUUAUUUCAUAAUGCAAUGUUAAUGACCAAAUCUUUCUUCCCUUUUUUUUUAUAUUGAGCUUUCUAUUGGAUGCAUGUAGCAUGAAUAAAGACUUAACAAAUGAGGAUGCAUGUGAUGGUAUGGUCCUGUAGUACAUGAAAAAAAAUGCCAAUGGUUAUGUGUCAAAUUUGUGAAUGAGUGAAUUUUGGUUUAAAUUUAAGUUUAUUGCUCAAAAGGUGUCAAAAUAUAAAGUUGAAUUAAGUUCUCUUAUUUUGAGACUGCUGUAAUUGUUGUGUUACAAUGAAAAAAAUUAAAUGUCCCCUUUAUAGGGGUGUUAAAUAUGUAUUGAUUGACCUUUUGGCACACUCAGAAAGUGAUAAAUAUAAAGUGAUAAUAUUUCCCCUUGUUUCAUGGAAAACUGUCCCCUGAAUAGGAGUGUCCCAAAUGAGGGGUUGUACUAUUUUAUCAUGUACGUAUAUCAAGUUGUGUUUAUUGCCCUUUCUAUUCACAAUAUUGAACCUCUUGGCAUGUUCAUGUGACAAGGAUACUGAGGAUCAUACACAUGUUAAAGGUCUAGUUAAGUUAGGGUAUACGAUUACACACUACAGGUAUUUUAUUUAUCUUAAUAAAAAUGGAUAUUCACACAAA
Anneissia japonica is the source of this 3277-nucleotide messenger RNA. RefSeq names its product DUF21 domain-containing protein At1g47330-like. Gene Ontology annotation, biological process: magnesium ion homeostasis. Lineage: Eukaryota; Metazoa; Echinodermata; Crinoidea; Comatulida; Comatulidae. The transcript has 9 exons. The record is from RefSeq and is a predicted model, not a curated record. Gene Ontology annotation, cellular component: intracellular membrane-bounded organelle. The coding region runs from base 127 to 1596 and encodes 489 amino acids.